Drosophila miranda is the source of this 1023-nucleotide messenger RNA. RefSeq names its product proteoglycan 4-like. The transcript is spliced from 2 exons. The record is from RefSeq and is a predicted model, not a curated record. NCBI's taxonomy places the organism in Eukaryota, Metazoa, Arthropoda, Insecta, Diptera, Drosophilidae. Bases 1 to 1023 code for a protein of 340 amino acids.
AUGGGUGAUACACAAAGUCGGCGGCAGGCGUACCAGGUCGAGCGCGAGGAGCAAAGGUCGAGUAGGAGUAGGUCCCCGGAGCUACAAUUGUUGGCCUCACCGCUAGUGUCAACCGCGGGAUCCAUGGGACCGACGGUGUCCCCCAUGGUAUCGCCGGGGUACACCGAGGCGGAAAGUGACCUAGAAUUGGUGAGCUGGGAGCCAGCGCCACGGAGAGAACGCAGACGCGAGGAGCCCCACACCAAGCGCGAGGAGCCCCGGACCAGCAGUAGCAAGGAGCCCCGCACCAGCAAGCGCGAGGGGCCCCGCACCAGCAAGCGCGAGGAGCCCCACACCGGCAAGCGCGAGGAGCACCGGACCAGCAGACGCGAGGAGUCCCGCACCGGCAAGCGCGAGGAGCCCCGGACCAGCAGGCACGAAGAGCCCCGCACCGACAAGCGCGAGAAGCCCCACCCCAGUAAGCGCGAGGAGCGGCCUGAGGGAGGAAGGACGGGGCGCACGGAGACGCGGAAGGAGGAGCCCAGUGAGCGGGCCUCGAAGCAGGCGUCCACGCGUUCGACGCGUACGGCCAAGGAAGAGGAGUCGUCGGCACGCACAAGGGGGAGGUCGACGGCGCGGCGAGGGGAUCAGCGGCCGACAGACCCACAGGUCGAGGAGCCGCAGCCAACGCCGGCCGAAACCGCGGUCAAAGAGCCGCAGACAACGCCGAUCGAGACCGCGGUCAAAGAGCCGCAGUCAACGCAGGCCGACAUCGCGGAAGAUAACGCGGCCGCUGAGGCACGACGCCUCGCGGAAUGGCACCGGCGGUUCGCGCUGGCCGCGGCGGCGGAGGAGCGGAGACAACGGCGUGUAUGGGAGGACGCCUUGACGCUGGCAAAGAGGCUGAAGGCCACGCAGGAGGCUGAAAAGGCGGCGCAAGAAGCGGAGGCGGAGCGCCACGAGCGAGACGUCGCGCACCAAUGGCGGUGCACCACCGUCACCGGGGGCAGAGGAAGAGCUGUUCAGGCGUCGGCCGGCGGCUGA